Bursaphelenchus okinawaensis is the source of this 1050-nucleotide messenger RNA. Lineage: Eukaryota; Metazoa; Nematoda; Chromadorea; Rhabditida; Aphelenchoididae. The record is from the annotation of a GenBank genome assembly.
AUGGAAGGUUGGAGCUGUAGAAUGUCGUGCAUGGUGCUUCUAGUACUGUUGUGUUUGUGUAAGUUAAAGGCUUUACUUUGGCGAUUUCAAACUUUUUGUUUUUGGUCUAAAAGUUUGUGGAAAAACUUUUAAGAUUUUUUGGGUGAAAAUUCAGUUUUUUGACCAAAAUUACAAAAAAAUCAAAUUUUGUUUUAAUUCUAUAAACUUCUUGACUAAUGCUUUUUUAAAAUUACAAUUAUUUUAGUCCCGACUGCAAGCUGCAACAUCAAUUGUUACUAUUGUGAUGAAGCUGAUGGACAGAGCAGCGACUGCAUGGUUGUCUCAUCAACAACCGACACGUUUGACGAUUGUACGCCUGAUACUUGUUACACAGUAUGGGGCCAUUUAAAUAUGAAUAACAAGGGCAAGGUUUUAUUGGUGAAAUAGAAUUGACUGAAAGCAGGGUAGGAGUGAGUAAUGGGCCGGGCGUACUUUUCAAAAAAUUUUCAAGCUCACUAUUGUUUUCAACUUUUUAUCGGCCUGUUUCUCACCCUCAAAGCAGGAGUAGGGUAAGGAGGAUAUGGUGGGUAGGGUAAGUAUGACUAAAAGUAAUUUUCAUUUUUUUAGUGGUCGUGGGAGUACAUCGCGACUGUGAUUACAGGGGCGGGUUUCCGGUAAGUUUUAAAAAUAUUGAAGCGUGUGUUUAUUUAUUCGUAUAAUAAAAUUUUUUUUUUUUUAAUUUAAUAAAAAUUUUUUAAUUUUUUUACUUUUCAGGAAAAUCAAACAUGUGUAAACGUGACGGAUUUCGAGUUUUUUAACAAUCGUUAUAAAAUAAACGGAACGUUGUGUAAGUGCUCGGGGGAGUUUUGCAACAAUCAAACAAAUCCAUUUCUGACUACCACCACCAUUACUUUGCCCACGACCACUACUACCCCUACGACCACUACUACCACUACAACCACCGAGUUUGAAUCGACUACUGACCCUGACACUCCAGUGGCAUCAGCCAACGACUGGUCGCUCUCUGUCCUCACUCUACUGAUCGUUUACUGUACUUUAUAUGUGUUGUAG